AUGCCCUUUCCAUUGGAAAUUAUGGAGGGGAUACAUCGCAGAGGGCACGGGGAACCCCGGCCAUCCCAGCCUAUGGCUUUCCCCGGCUUCGAUGCGGAUUCUCAUAUGAUGUCCGACGACUUCUCCUUUAACUCUCCCUUCAGUCCCUCUGAGUCCUCCAACGCCAAUGAUGGCGUUCUCGGCAACUCCAUCUUUCCCGAAUGGACAAGCGGUGCUUCGCGUGGCGACAGCCCCGAUGAGAUGCAAAGGAAGGAUCCUUUGGCCGCUCAGAUUUGGAAACUCUAUACUAGGACAAAGUCUCAGUUACCCAACCAAGAGCGCAUGGAGAAUCUGACAUGGCGAAUGAUGGCCAUGAAUCUCAAGCGCAAAGAACGGGAGCAACAGGCUCGUGCCUCGGAGAAUCGAAGCCCGACACCGAGUGGCAUCGCGCAGAUGUGCUUAACCGACCAAGUAUCACCCGACGGUGCCGCUGACAUUUCGCACGAUAUGAAUCUGGAUGACACUCCAGACCCUAUGAAUCUGGAUGACUUCAUCGUUCCCUUUGAUUCGCCUGCCGACCACUCUUCGCAUCCUCCUGUCGAUCGACACUUUACAGCAACGCCGACUGGAUCAAUUCCUAUCAAGUCACGCAAGGACCAUGCGAUGAUGGAUUCGUCAACUGCCACCUCAUUCCCCCACCCACCUCAGGAUCAGCGAACAAACUCCGAGUUCGGAUACGUCGCCCGUCGAGUCCGCAAAACGAGCGUCGAUGAGCGGAAGUUUUUCGCCGGUCUUUCUGUUCCAACCCGGAAGCGGCCUGCCGAGGCCUCGCCGCUGGUUCCCCCGGUGUCCAACGCUAUGAUGGGGCAGCACUCGGAACUGUCAGCAGCACUUCCAGAUUACUCGCUCGAUCACCCACCUUCGGUCUUUUCUCUUUCCGGCAAUGGCACGGUGGGUCCGCGCAGACCUCAACACCACCACCACACGCACUCUCACAUUCCCUAUGGGUUGGAUACGUAUGGCAUAAGCGAAGACCAUGGGAUUAAUUCCGCCGGGCCUUAUCAGCAAAAUUUCCAUUUUUCCCCGUCAGAAUCUCCAAUGACUGCAGGAAAUCCUUUCUCAAGUCUAUAUGCCCAGACGCCGCUCACUUCGUCGCUCAACUCAACGGAGUUUUUCUCGCCCCCGCCUUCUGGCUAUCAGUCUACUGUGUCGACCCCGCAAGCGAUUUAUGAAGGGGAGCAGUCGAUUUUCUUUUCGGAUGCGCCCUCUGCUGAAUCUCACGCCCAGCGCCGCAUUCCUAACUAUAUCCAGCAGCGUCAAUCGAACCUGUCUGCCUCGCUGCAACCACGUUACAUGUACAGCAUGUCCAACGGCGAAUCUCGCUCAGGGAGCGCAGUGGCAGGGCCACCAACUACCCAUGGGUCUGGAUUUCAGGUGCCACAACCGCAGCAUAUCAACCCGUCCCAGGUACUUGGGCACAGCGGGUUCUCCACAACAGCACCCGCUAGCAGCAUGUUUACCUUUGGUGGAGAUUCAGACAAUGAGGAUGACGAUGGCAACUUUGGUGAACGCGGGGGCAUUGCCAUGCCAAAUGAAUUUGUCUCUCUGGAUGAGUCUGGUGAAAUGAGCGCUGGUCUUCAUUGGGACGGAGGCUUCCCCGGAUCGAUACAGUCGGUACCAGGCUUCGGUCAGCACCGCAAGCAUGUUACGAUAGGAUCCACAGAUAUGAUAGAUGGCUCAUCCGACUGGAACCAGGGAGGCACUCUUGGCCGUACGCACGGGUCUGCUGCUUCAGUCAGUGAGGUUCGUAAUCAAAACCAGGAUCCUCGUCGCUACGGGAAGGUUCCUCGCACAGCAUCAACCCCCAAUGCUGCAGCGUUGCUCCGUCAGAGCUUGAAUGGCUCGGCCAGCGGGCCUCCAACAAACCACCCCUCACCAAGCACUCCUCCAGAGUCCGGUCUCAGCAAUGGAGUGCCGUCUCGACCAGGCAGUCCUGGUGGGUCUAAAAACGGUGACCCGAAUGCGGGACCGACCACCUGUACCAACUGUUUCACUCAGACCACCCCUUUGUGGAGACGCAAUCCAGAGGGUCAGCCUCUAUGCAAUGCAUGUGGCCUCUUUUUGAAACUCCACGGUGUUGUCCGGCCACUUUCGCUCAAGACUGACGUGAUCAAGAAGCGGAACCGUAGCAGCGCCAACACGCUUGCUGUUGGCGCUUCUCGGUUAUCUAAGAAAUCUACCCGCAAAAACUCCAUUCAGCAUACCCCAUCCACAUCGAUUUCGUCCCGCAUCAAUAAUUCUGAGUCACCGCCCUCGAUUCCUGGAUCCAGCACGUUGGGGAAACCCGGUGUUGUGCCAAUUGCCGCUGCCCCACCCAAGUCUGGCCCUCCAGCUGGCGUCGCUCAAGCUCGUGCCGGUGUGCAAGUGGCACCCAGACGGCAGCGCAGACUUGAAAAGGCACCAACUGGAUCCGAACCAGACGGAGACGAUAGCCCCAAGUCAGCCGCUCCCGCGAGCCGAUCCAAAGUCGUACCAUUAGCUCCGGCGAUGGCACCACCCGCUGCCGCAAACCCGGCGAACCACAGUAUUGCCGGUGGGCAGGGUGCAAGCCAGGAAUGGGAGUGGCUGACAAUGAGUCUGUAG
Messenger RNA from Penicillium digitatum Pd1, 2622 nucleotides. Its product is annotated as GATA-type transcription factor. Gene Ontology annotation, cellular component: nucleus. Lineage: Eukaryota; Fungi; Ascomycota; Eurotiomycetes; Eurotiales; Aspergillaceae. Gene Ontology annotation, molecular function: DNA-binding transcription factor activity, RNA polymerase II-specific; zinc ion binding; RNA polymerase II cis-regulatory region sequence-specific DNA binding. Gene Ontology annotation, biological process: positive regulation of transcription by RNA polymerase II; negative regulation of transcription by RNA polymerase II; nitrate assimilation. The record is from RefSeq and is a predicted model, not a curated record.